This is a messenger RNA of Gloeophyllum trabeum ATCC 11539, 5838 nucleotides long. RefSeq lists its product as uncharacterized. The transcript is spliced from 6 exons. The coding region runs from base 1 to 5838 and encodes 1945 amino acids. The record is from RefSeq and is a predicted model, not a curated record. Gene Ontology annotation, biological process: metaphase/anaphase transition of mitotic cell cycle; anaphase-promoting complex-dependent catabolic process; protein K11-linked ubiquitination. Gene Ontology annotation, cellular component: anaphase-promoting complex. Gene Ontology annotation, molecular function: molecular adaptor activity. NCBI's taxonomy places the organism in Eukaryota, Fungi, Basidiomycota, Agaricomycetes, Gloeophyllales, Gloeophyllaceae.
AUGACUUCCAAUGAACCUAUCACUAUCCCUAUCCAGGGCCCUUCGCGACUUGGCGCCUCGACUUACUUUGAGAAAGUUGCAUCGACAAGCGGACAUCGAGAGACCCAGGAACCCGAAUCUAAGCUUCUGAAGGCCCUCAAGCUUGUUCUCAAGGGAUCAUCAGCGGUAGAAUCCGAUCGGUUCUAUACCACUUCGUAUAUGGUUACCACCCCACCAUUUGCAGAGGAGCAGCUAAGUUGGAAUCUGAAUACUGUAGUACUGAGCUCUGGCGGUAUCAUCCAGAAGAGGUGGACUUUCCAUGAAGAUGAUCAGGCUGUACAAUGGGCUUGUCUCGGUUGGUUGGCCCAACCACCAAAGACGAAGAUACCUCCAUCAGGCCCUGCACAUUUUACGGCAGCUACUGCUACUACCCCACCCGAUCCCGACGAGCCGAAGAAACCCAUCUUCGGGCCAUACCAUCUCGCUCGAGAAAAGAAGAGGGAAGUAAUGGAGCCAGCGCAGAACGUGCGGGGUGUUUUCGUGUUCUUCCGAACCAUGGGAAAGAUAUUCCUCACUAACGGGACAGAAUACACCUUCCCUCUUCCUUUUGUGACGCGCAGAGCAUGGCCAGUGGCUCCACACGGCGUCCUCAUCCAAAGAAGCGUCGACCGUACCGAACUCGCGGAGGCAGAGGCGAGUGGAGAGCCCAUCCUUCCGACCAUCUUCUCCUUAGUCAAUCCCCUGGGUGAAGCUACGCCAGUGGGCGUGACAUCUGGUAUUAUCGGAGGGUUCCAUCGGGUGCCAGUGUCGCUGAAAGACGAACAGGAGAACUUUGAGAAACCGCAGAGGUCCAUUAAUUCGAAGGAAAUCGUCGUCGGCGUGCCGCAGCGCGUGACGGAGUCCGAGGAGGAUGUCAUCGUAACAUACAGCCCUGAGGACCGCCGCAUAACCAUUUGGCGGUACGCCUAUCUGGAGAUUAAGGAUACGCCUGUUCCUCUGCAAGUCAAGGACCGCAAAGGUAAAGGUAAAAGCCCUGACACUACUCAGACUCAGGAAGCGGACUCUGGUCUACAGAACCCCGGCGAGCAAAAGACCCUGGGGUCUGCCUCAACCAUGGCGGACAUCAUGGCUGCCAUCUCUUCUCAGAAGGCAGAACCGCCGAAGCCGAAAGAACCUGAACGUAAACCGAAACCGAAACCGAAGAACAAACCCAAACCUAGGCCUGCUGAGAAUACCCCUGCUAACGAUACCGGUACUCCCACCAAACCUCCAGUGGUGGCGAAAAUGGAAGAUGAGGAAUGGAAGAAAAAGGUGCUGGACCGUGCACUCUCGAGCGGUCCGAGAGCUGAUUACGACGCCAUUCCCCCUAUGCACGGUCGGGGCACUACGCCCUACUGGGCGGAGAAAUUGUAUAUGGAGCACAUUCCCGGAUCGACUGAACUGAACUGGUCGAACGUCACCGUCUCCAUCUUUGAUCAGCGCUUCGACGGCCGAUGUGAACGUUCCUUGGUCGCCAUCUGCAUACCGGAUACUGAGGACGUCCUCAUUUUUUCUCUCACGAAAGUCCAUGAUCCUCACAGGGUCAUAGCACGGCUUCACUUCCGCACUAAGGGAAUCUCGAUUGCUUCGAUCCUUGCCACUCGGGCGGAAGUAUUGGAUCUCUUAGUGUUGAAGUCCGACAAUCAACUUACGCUUCUUACUCAUGGCGUUCACGAAGUCGCUAUACGCGUAACGGAUCCUCUGUUCGAUAACUUAGCUAUGAAUAUGUCACCGCCACCUGGUCCUCCGAGUGCCCCUCCCGGCCGGAAGAUCGUCUCCCUUCGUGAUAGCGUAAUAUCGUCGGUAGAGCUUCUAUUCGACGACCAAUCUGCAGCUCGUGUCACCAUUCGAUUAUAUCCUAACGACACUUUAACAAAGCUAUGUUUAAAGACGCUGACGCUCACUCUUCCUGUGGACUAUACGUUCGCCCUACACAGACGCUUCUUGCAGAAUUGGUCGACUCGCGGAUUCAGUAGUUCGGAUGACACUGAAUUCGAGUGUUUUGUCGAGGCGCUAUUCGUCACCUUCGGGAUGGAAGUCACGAAGCCAGAAGCUAUGCAAACCACUGCUUGGGAUGCGCUGCUGCAGUCAUCAACGCAUGCAAGUUUCCGGGAGGAUCCAGUCAUGCGCAUACUUCGACCGCCGGCAAUCCAUAACCCUGGUAAAUCUCACAUCACUGUGAAGGAAGCGCACAUACUUCUUGCCCCGAUUCUCAAUGGCUUGCAUCACCUUGGAGAAGAGUUACGACUUGAUGUUACUCUGCACGCAUCUCUGAUCAAGCUGGUUCCGGUGAUUUGUUGCAUCGCGGAAGUCAUAAGACCGGAAUGGGCGGACUAUUGGAGGCGAUUGUGCCCCACUACCUCGGAGUACCCGGUAGAGCACCCUGAUCCUAAACCCAUUGAUGAUCGUCUACCCGUAUGGCCAUCGGACAUGACUGCCAUUCUUUAUGGCCGCAUCCAUAGGCCGGACUGGAAGGUGCAGGAGUUUAAAGGUUACCAACUUGCCGUGCCCUUCAACAUCGCACCUGCAUAUAUCUAUGGCCAGGUCGACCCUCUAAUGCGCCUACGCCGGCUCACUUCGCUGUACAUGUGUCUAGCGGACGAUCAGAUGCCCAAUAGCCGUAUACGGGCAGAGAACGCGAUGUCGCUUUUGGUGUCGUGGCAGUCUGGGAAGAAUUACACUGCUCGCCUCCCGCUUGGCGUCGCAUCUCCUCUGGAAGAGGCAGCUCGCAGUUGCCAGCUAUCCCCUCCAAAGGAUUGGCCUGCUCACGGAUAUCGCUUGAUCGGUCGAAACGAUUUGGCCGAACAGCAGAGUAGUUCCAGGGAUGCUUUAUCCAAGAAUGCGUAUAAACCACCGAAAUACUACUUGGACCGUGCUCUCCCGCGGAAGACAUACUCUGAAGUCGAGAAGGCAACGCUGGCGGCGGUGAAGGGCGAGACGCAGGCUGUGACCGGCGUUGAGCUCGAUUUGGAAGACUUCACCGAUGUCCGCUUUGGCAACGAUCGCAGGCUCGAGGAAGUAGCUCACAUGCUUAACACUUCCAAAGUAACUCUCAUCAAGGUGCUCGAGCGACCAGACUUCAGUGACUAUGACCGAACUAAAGAGUGCCAACACCAAGUCGGUCGCGUCGGCGAACGAAUAUUAGCUACGCCAUGCGGACGAGCGAUAUUCACGUACGCCUCGUCGAACGAAGCCAAAUAUGUUAUCCCAAAAAUGGAGUAUACCGUCCGUGUCCUCCCAGAUAAUACUGUCUUUAGCGACAUUCCAAAUAAGGUGGCGCCGGAGUGUGGUGCCUGGGCUGACUUCCACAACGGCGUGGCUGCUGCCUUGCGCAUCUCCCCAACGUGCACUUCCAUCGAUAGUUCCUGGAUUGCUUCCAACAGGCCGUCCAUCCCCAAUCCUGAACAUGGAGGAUUUUUGCUGGGCUUGGGUCUCAACGGCCACCUAACACAUGUGAAGACAUGGGAUCUCUUUAGCUAUCUUACGCCGAAGCAUGAACAUACCAGUAUUGGGAUGCUGCUUGGUCUAUGCGCUUCUCAUGUAGGUACCGGGAAUGAACAGAUCACCAAAAUCCUUUCCUUGCACGCCCCUAGUCUUCUCAUCCCUAACACAGAGGAGAUGAACGUACCUCUACCACUUCAGACUGCUGGCGUGGCUGGACUAGGCUUGCUGUACUUGGGGACCGCACACAGGCACAGUGCUGAUGUUUGCUUGGAACUCAUCGGUUCGCGGGAUAAGUCCCAGGCGAACCUCAGCAGCGAACAUCGGGAGUCCUUUACGCUGGCGGCCGGUAUGUCGUUCGGUAUGAUCAUGCUGGGGAAAGGAUCGACUAUACCAGCGGACAUAAAGUACCUCGAACGACUACAGGCCUAUAUACGCGGAGAACACGGGGCGGCCGCGAUGAAUCCUUCGUCUGAAGGAUCCCCUAUUGUCAACCUGACGGCGGCUCCCGCUACAAUCGCCUUGGGACUGACAUACCUGAAAACCGGGCGUCAGGACAUCGCGGAUAUCAUACGGAUUCCAGAUACCGUUCUAGACCUGAGGCAGACCCCUCCUAGCUUGCUAGUGAUACGAACUAUAGCAAGAUGCUUGAUUAUGUGGAACAAUAUUGAGCCCAGCCAAGAGUGGGUUUCAGCCCAGAUUCCCGUUUCUAUCAUCAAGGGUAUGCAUAACAGGUCGCAACUGAAACGAGUGGACGAGUCCGUUGAACUGGCCUACUACAACAUAUUGGCUGGUUGUUGCUUCGCAGUAGCGCUCAAAUUCGCCGGCACUGCUCGGGAGCAAGCAUAUGGUUUCAUCGCCACAUACUACGACCUCUUCACCCGUAAUGCGAUACCGAUGUCGCACGCAUACCAGUAUAGGAUCAGGAAAUCUACUCUGCGUGAUGGCUUGAACCUGAUUUCCAUCUCUCUCGGCAUGGUCCUGGCUGGUACUGGCGAGGUAAACUGUAUGCGCAGGUUACGACACGCAUAUGGUGUACUUCCUGGACAAGUGCGUUACGCGUCAUAUGUGGCUACGACUCAAGCUCUGGGGCUUCUCUUCCUAGGGGGCGGUCGAUACACCCUAGGCACCUCGGAUGCUGCUAUAGCCUGUAUGGUCGCGGCCUUUUACCCGAGGUAUCCAGCAGGAUCCCACGACAACAAGAGUUACAUGCAAGCUAUGCGACAUUUAUGGGCGCUAGCGGCGGAGCCUAGAUGUCUAAUACCGCGAGAUGUGGACACUCGAGAAGUGGUCUACAUGCCGAUCAAGGUGAAAGUGAAGGACAGGGACAGCCGAAACACAAAAGGCGAAGCCAUUGCUUCAUUGAUAGCCCCUACGCUGAUUCCGGACCUGGACGAAGUGCUUUCCGUACGAGUCGACACGCCCCGGUAUUGGCCCUUCAACAUGGAUCUGACCUCAAAUGGAAAGGGACUAGUGCACCGCGAGGCAUUACUUCGUGAUCAGACGCUGUAUGUCAAGAGACGCACAGCGUUCCUCAGUUACACGGAGGACCCGAAAGGCAGCAGGAGUUUAUUUGUUCGUUCUGGCUCUACGACCGCCGAUGCAGGGACGCUUGACUUUCCGAAGCUGUCCAACGUGGGGACGCAUCCGUCGAGCGACUUGAGCCAGAUCAUUACCUCAUAUUCCAAUGACGUGCUCUUUCUAGCCUUUGCAGACCAUUUCUGUCGCGAUGAGGGUGAUACGCCGGAAGAACAAUUGUUCACCCGGUACUGCCGUGCUGCCCUGAUGGACGGCAUCCUUCAAGACAAACCCAAUGGGAUGCAGUCGCAUCUGACCUUGUACCACUAUCGGACGAUGUCGCAUCAAUCGCAGUUCUUCAGCCUCUGGCUGCAAGACCUGACAUUCGUCACCAAUUUUUACGGCAAGGUCUUUGAUCGCUGGUUCAGUGGACGGAGCGAGAACAACGCGCGACCUCCGCUAUUGCGGGAGAGCACGACCUCUGGCGCGAUGUACGAACUCGACGGUCGGCUGGAGACUGUCCGCGGGGACCCCGCGUUCAUGCAGGUUCUUACCCGGUACGCGCAGGGCGAGGACGUCUGGGCGGGGCUGGACGCGGAGGCGCGCGCGAAGCUGGCGUGGUACCUCCUGCGGAGCUGCGUGCCUGUGUCGAGCGUGCUGGUGACGCUGAAGCAGUUCGCGCGCGCGGCGCACGAGACGUGUGCCGGGCGGCCGUGGCCCGAGGGCACUGACGACGUGGUGCUGCUGGACGAGGGGAUCAAGCAGGUGCUGUACGCCGCAGGCUCGGGGAUCACGUACUCGUACGGGUCUGUGUGGGCCACGAGGAGCCUGGACGAGGUUGUGAGGUGUUGGCAGGCCUAA